UGCAAACAUAAUACAUGAGCUGAAAAUCCAGACAGAUACGUCAGCUGUGAGCAGAGUACAGUACCGGUGCAGAAGGUGUGACAAGGUUGGGCGUCGUUAUCAGGUCGUGGCUCACAUUCUCAAAGCCCAUGUCCCUAUCGAGAGAGUGCCUUUCUUUUGUACCAGGUGUUUCUUUCGAUGCCAGGACAGAGACACCUUGUGGAACCAUACGGAACGCUACAGGGGACACAUCAAUGAGGUCAAGAAGAACGGACCAACGGGUGAACUGAAGGACAUCCUAAGGGCAUCGACAAAUCCUUGGUAUGUAACGGACAAGGACAUGGUAAUGAUUGAUUGCGAGGUGCCUUCACCACAGGUCGUAGGUUUUGACGAGGACCCGUUUCAGAACAACGACGGACAAGACCACACGUUAACUGCACCAAGCCCCAAGGGACCACCACCACCGAAAGUGUCGUCACUAUCAUCAUUCAGGCCUGCACUUCAGCCAUUUGGGAAUGUGCCUGACUUUCGAGCAGUCCCAUUGAAGGAUAAUUUGGCUAGUAAGAUACCAGCACAGAAGAUACCUAAAGUCCAGAUACAUUCAGGGCAAAAUUCUGUCCCUGCUUUCAGCAGUGUUGUCCAACAACCAUAUGAUGUCGCAGGGCAUGGUCUGACUUACACUGAUCUUGAGUCUGUCUCGAUGUUUGAUAUUGGUCCCAACGUUAGACAGGAAGCCCAAAGUGAUCAGCGAAAUCAAAUGCCGUCAACAGAGGUUGGUCACUUCAUGGAAAAUUCGUUUCCGGCCUUCCAAACUGCUGGAGACAUUCCUAGAAAUCCAAUCUUUGAGCAGAGAGAAACACGUACUCCCUCAUACGAAAGGAAGCGCAAGGCAGUUGACAUUGCACCUACCCCUUGCCUAGACGAAACGCUCACGGAACUGGAUCUUGUAAUGCCAGUUUUGCAAGAAUUGACUGACCCCUUAUUUCUUGGGAAAACGCCUAAAUGUGGAGAGGACCAAGCAGACAACAUCAAAACACCAAUACAAUUACAAGAGUCUAUGGCUUCGAUGGAAAAAAACAUUGUUGCAGCCAUAGAGGUACAGACCGCAGUGUUCCUCUCCGGGUUUCAGAGGGUUUGUAAAUCAUUGGAUGAAACAAACAAAGAGCUUUGCAGAAUUGAACGCAAAGUCAAUCAUCUGGAUCAGCAGAUAACUGAUAGUGAUAAGGAGAACACUAAGCAUGUUAAGCAGAUUAACAGGAAAAAAUGAAGGCUGCAGGAGCAUCCCUUUUUAUUAGUGGGAGGCAAUGUUGUGCCCGGAUUUUGGGACACAAAAGACAUUAAUUUAAAGUUAAACUUGUUCUUGUUAUUAACAUAAAUACAUUAUAAAUGUAGCCGAUACUAUUUAAAGUAAUCUUAUUUAACACUUACCCGAUUUUAUUCAGAACAUGAUGAUAUUCGGAGGGGUAAAAGUAUCAUGAACUGACUCUGUAUUUACAUUUGCCAAAAGUGCAUUUCAGAUAAACUUUACCCCACCCGGUAAUUGUAAGCAUUUAGUGAACGUUUUCAACAGAUGCAUGCUUUUAAAUUUAAAUCGUUCAACAAUAGCUUUCCUCGAUAUGUUGGUUUUAAGAUGCAUUUGUUUUCCUCACCGCUGGUGCGACGUUAUAUCCAUAUUUCUUGCAUUAUUUAUCGUAAAGUUUCUGUACUCGCACAAUGUCAGCCAUUUUGUUUUUCUGCGCAACUUCCGCUCGUUUAAGGUCAAGUGCAGUCAUGUAUAAGGUGACUCAUCUUUUUGAUUUGUUUAUGUUUACAUUCCAAAACUUAAGGCUAUGUCCGGAGCCUUUCUUUGUAUCAGUUACAUAUUUUUCCAAGAUGGCUGCCUUUGAUUCACUUAAACGUUCUAUUUUGUGGCAGUCACAUGACUGCCAUUCAAAUCGUUGUC
Mya arenaria is the source of this 1921-nucleotide messenger RNA. RefSeq lists its product as uncharacterized. The record is from RefSeq and is a predicted model, not a curated record. Bases 320 to 1246 code for a protein of 308 amino acids. NCBI's taxonomy places the organism in Eukaryota, Metazoa, Mollusca, Bivalvia, Myida, Myidae. The transcript has 2 exons.